AUGGGAGGUAAGUGUAGUCAAUGUGAUUGUAAAUUUGGGAGAAACAUGGUUUAGGAAAAGGAAAUAGUGUUAGAUAAUAAAGGAACUAAAAAUAGCAAGAGUCACUCAAGAAAUUCGAUUGCAAGCAAUUAAGCUAAUAUAAAUGCAGAUUUAUUAUGUUUAGAAUAGCAAAGUAAAAGAAAUGAGAAAUAAUCAUAAAGCUCUAAAGAGCGAAAUAAAUUUAAUGAAUAUUAAAAUUAGCACGAUAAAAUUCUCAAGGCUGCAAUUAAAAUUUAAUGUAGAUAUCGAGGAUAUUAAGUUAGAAAAAAACAUAGACUAUAAUCGAUCAAAAUGGUAUUGAAAAAUCCAAAUAGAGGGGCCAAUAAGAAUUACAUGAAGGAGAAUUUUGAGGUAAUCAACAUUCCAUCUAAAAUCAAUGAUGAGUCAUUGGAUAUGAGAGGUCCCUAUCAGUUCAAGAGUGGAGCAAUCUAUUAGGGUUAAUGGAGAGGCAACUGCAGAGAAGGAAUAGGGACACAAACAUGGACUGAUGGAGCAAAAUAUGUUGGGGAAUGGAAGAAUAAUAGAGCAUGCGGCAAAGGAAUAUUUUAUCAUGUAGAUGGUGACAUCUAUGAAGGAGAGUGGGAUCAGGAUAAAGCAAAUGGGAAGGGAGUCUAUAAGCAUUCUAAUGGGUCAAGGUAUGAGGGAGAAUGGAGAGAUGACUUUUAGCAUGGCAUUGGCAUGGAAAUUUGGAACGAUGGAUCUAAAUAUACAGGACAAUAUUUUUAAGGGAUUAAGUAGGGAUCAGGGAGGUAUGAAUGGCCAGAUGGUUCUUAUUUUGAUGGAGAGUGGCAGAAUAAUAAAAUAAAUGGAUAGGGGUGUUAUUUUUGGUCUGAUGGAAGAGGGUAUGUUGGUUAAUGGAAGAAUAAUUGUAUGCAUGGAUAUGGAGUGUAUAAAUGGAAAGAUGGCAGAAAAUAUGAAGGAGUAUAUAAAAAUGAUAAAAAAGAUGGUCAAGGAGUUUAUCAGUGGGCUGAUGGGAGGAGAUAUGAUGGGAUGUGGAAAGACGGUAAGUAGGAUGGAGAGGGGGUGUUUAUAUUUGUUGAUAACACUAAGAAGAGAGGAAUAUGGAAGGAAGGGAAGAGAUUAAAGUGGUUGGAGAAUGAGACUUGA
This is a messenger RNA of Paramecium tetraurelia, 1146 nucleotides long. RefSeq lists its product as uncharacterized. Gene Ontology annotation, molecular function: protein binding. Lineage: Eukaryota; Ciliophora; Oligohymenophorea; Peniculida; Parameciidae. The record is from RefSeq and is a predicted model, not a curated record. The transcript has 2 exons. Gene Ontology annotation, cellular component: cytosol.